This is a messenger RNA of Symbiodinium natans, 1038 nucleotides long. The record is from the annotation of a GenBank genome assembly. NCBI's taxonomy places the organism in Eukaryota, Dinophyceae, Suessiales, Symbiodiniaceae.
AUGCUCAGAUGCAGUGGCUUAAGGGUCUCGCUUGCUGCAAACCUGAAAGCCCUCAAGCGCUCAACCUUGAACCGUGGAAAGUUCGACCAAACGGUGGCCACCGUGCCCGCAGCACACUAUGCGGACGCGAGAAGCCUGAAGCAGCACCUACAGCAUCUCCUGAACAUUUCAAGAUUUCGACAGCGGCUCAUUCAUGGUGGUGCAGUUUUGGAUGAUGCUGCGACAGUGGCCUCGCUCACCGAUGUUGAGCUGGUGGUGCUGCCCUUCAGCACCGACUCUGACGUGCGCAAGUUCAUUCACGAAGCGCUGCAUGGCCAGGUGGCAGAGGUAGAGGAGAUGUUGCAAGAGAACUGCGACCCCAAUGUCUUCGACGUUCGAGGGUACACGGCCCUCAUGUAUGCCUCAUGCACAGGGCACGUUGAGAUGGUGCAGCUCCUGCUCGAGGCGAUGGCCGAUCCUGACUUGCCUGCGGUGAUCACCGGCGAGACGGCCCUCUUCGGCGCGGCCCUCCGCGGGAAGGAGGAGGCUGUUCAAGUACUGUUGCAAGCCGGGGCCUGCGUAAAUGCCACCUCCACCAAUGGGGUCACUGCCCUCAUGAACGCGUCCCACCGCGGCCGGGUGAAGGUUGUGCGCCUGCUGGUUGCCGCUGAGGCCGACACGAACUUGGCUGCGAAGAACGGGGCCACGGCCUUGACAAAUGCGGCCUUGGCCCGGAAGAUGGAGACGAUGCAACUACUGCUAGAUGCUGAGGCUGACAGUCGGCGAGCCGUUCCCAGAUGCGUCGGCUUGUGUACCCUCUUCCUCUUUCUCAUAUCCUGUGAGAUCUUCUUCAGCGCUUUAACAUUCAUGGCUGGGGCAUCCAUGCAUCAACGGCUGGUGGCCACCAUCGGUAUUCUGGCCACCAGCCUUUGUGUCGGCGGGCGAGUACAGGUGCUUUGCAGGUCGUACGUGCCCUGGCUCGCCUUCGCGUCGCUGACGCGCGCCGCCAGGAGGUCGCGAGUUUGCUCUCGGCGAUUCAGGCCGCCAAGCACACUUUGA